AUGAUCGCGCAGUUACUCCACGAGCAGAAGGUCCAAAACCGCCUCAUGGAACAGCAACUGCAGCUCCUCCAGAUGGACAAGUAUUCUGACCCCAACGAAAUCUUGCCUCUGGUCGAUCCGGAAUUGAAGUCGAUCCUUCUUGAGUGGGCAAAUAGUUUCAAAAGUACCUUGCAGCAGAGUUUGACUCAGGAUGCACUUCAGCAGAAAUACUUGGCCAUUGAACGCUCAGGCGAACUUCAGCGUCAGUUUUCUGAAGAGUGCAAAAAGUCUUGGCAAUGGCCUCUUGCCUUCAAGGCUCAUGCGAGAGAGCUGCAGUCUUGCACAGCUUUAUUGGGCGAAGGGGAUGUCGACAUGUUCGUUGAGGAUGCUAACCGUGAAGUUCCAUUUGACAUCACGCAGGCGUACUUGAAUCUUCGCAAACGUCAUGCAAGAGAGUGUCAAGAUUUCGUGGUUUCGUAUCAAAGGCAAUGCACUACUUUCUUCGCUUCGCAGGUGAAACCACAAGUUCAGUUGCAAAAGCUGGUCGACACCACUACUGCUUGGAUUCACAAGAACCGUACGGUCCUCCCUGAGUAUGCCAUCGCAUCCAUUAAACAGCAUGUGCGUAACUUUGCAGAUCUCACCUUUCGCAAGGAAGUCCCCAAAGCUCGGUCACGCAUUGAAAAGGAGCAGGCCAACAAGACCAAACAGGAGCAAGCUCUUCUGGAAGCAGAGUCAGAAUUCAGACUCAUGGAUGUCAAUAGGCUCCUGGCCCUGGCAGUGCUAGAAUUCUCAGCUCUCCAGUCCGGGAGUGGAGCGGGUAAGAAUCACAAGCAGAAGAUUUCUCAACAUGGAGCGCUCGCUUUCUUUGUCAAGCAGUACCCGGAUCUUGCCGACAAAUAUAACCUCAUCAUCAAGAAGGUCCUCUUCGAGUUCCAAGUCCAAGCGUUCUUCUCAGCGUUCGUCGCGACGACCCUCCAGAUCUUCUUCGCGCACAAGUUGAAACGGCUGAACCUUGUACAGUUGGAACGUCGCUUCAAUACACCAGUUCAUGUUUGCACUCCGCUUGCCAUCCCUGCAUGUGUUAUGGCCUAUUUGUCCAAAGGCGGCAAGUUUGUGGCUGACAAGUACCAUAGCUCGGUUCACCAGGUGCUGGAUUCUGUCAAACAUCUUGAACGUUCACUGUCGACUGCAGUGGCUUUUCAGGACAAGCCCGCCACGCAAAAGCCUUUUUUCGGAUGCCAUGCCAGAAACCUCAAGUGGCAGCCUCCAGUUUGCAGUGAUGUGUCGCUGUAUUGCCGGUUGCUUCGUGAAAGUUUGCUUCAAUAUGAGCCGUUGCCGCGUCGCAAAAAUGAGGACCUCGUUGACAGAGCCGCCAAAAGAUGGCUUUUAGACCACCAACACGAAGUGGUCGUGGUUGACUCUGACAAAGGUUUAGGGGACGUGGUAUUAUCUCGCAAGUGGGUUCGCAACAAAUGCCUGGCUCUCCUUCGCGAAGCUUCGGUCCCAUUCACGUCGGAUUCCUACAUGGCAGCAACUACAAGCAUGAAAUUCGAGUUCGAUUCAGUCAUUACCUUGGCCAUGAACGACGGGCACAUUCCACAAUCAGUGCAGUCAUUUCUUCUUGAAGAUUUUGGUUCUUCAGUCCCUGAAUCCUUCAGGCUUCGAGUGAAAAUACACAAAACACCUAUGGGCGCGAGACCGGUGAUGAACAUGUCCAAGUCCUGGUUACGAAACAUUGCCUCGUUCUUAGUGGUCGCCUUGCAACCUGUGCUGGUGCAUACUUCAAGCGUGGUGCAGUCCAGCUCGAGCUUUGUGGGUGAUGCUACAAGCUGGUAUGUUCCCGAGGGGUAUUUCCCUUGCACCAUUGACAUCAAGAAUCUUUAUCCUUCUGUAUGUCAUCGUCAUUUCCUGGAGCAGUUCUCAGCAAGGCUUCGCAAGUUUUGGCCACGGCGUCAUGGCUAUGUUUCCUUCCUGAUUAACUUGACAUCUCUAUUGCUACGCACCCAAUUUGUCAACUUUGAGGGGUCCAUUUGGCAUGUUGAACAAGGCUUCGCCACAGGACUGCAAUGCGGAGUAGUGUUCGCAAACAUUUAUUUGACUGAAUUCGACGACUUCCUCAUCAGAACUUGCUCUGACAUGGGCUUUCGUGUUUUAGGUUGGCGCAGGUUCAUCGAUGAUGGCUUUUGUUUACUUCCGUUCCACAGCUCUCGGACUCUGAUCGGGUUCGCAAAUUCUUGGAACACUCAGAUCAUUUGGGAAUUGUCUGGUCAUGACGCCGCCGUUCCUUUCCUGGACCUUCAAGUUUCAGUCCAGCAACAUCGGCUUCAUUUCCAGACCUACCGCAAGCCGCAAAACAUUUAUGCGUACUUGCCAAGAUCUAGUUGCCAUCCGCCAUCAGUGUUUGAAUCCUUGGUGACAGGUGAGACCACUCGCCUUCAUCGCACAAAUUACCGCAACCCCGCUUCCUUCCACGAGCAAGUGGAGUUCUUCGUUGAAAAGCUUUGCAGACGAGGUUACAACUCUCUUCAAGCAAGAAAGCUGAUCGAACGAACUUCGAGGAGGCUUUGCAUGAAUCAGAAGCGGCCGAGCUCCCGAACAAGGAAGUUCUUCUUCAAACAAACUUUCUCUUCGACCCUCAACGUGAAGGUCAUCAAGAAAUCUUUGAAGAAAAACUGGCAUCUCAUUCAAGGUUUGUUCCGUUCCCCUGUGGAUGUCAUGAUGUGCUACAAGAUCCAGCCGAACGUUUUCCGAAGAAACUUUGCCACCAACUGGGUGUAUAAACCAUCCAGUGCCAGAGCAGGGUGA
Messenger RNA from Symbiodinium sp. CCMP2456, 2787 nucleotides. NCBI's taxonomy places the organism in Eukaryota, Dinophyceae, Suessiales, Symbiodiniaceae. The record is from the annotation of a GenBank genome assembly.